GGCUACUGACCAGCAGCAUUUUCGUUUGUGUUCCCGGCGCCACAUUUGUAUUUCUCUCUUAGCCAGCAGGGCUUUGGCUCGAAGAAACCGAUGGCUCUGAAGCCACAUGAUUUGUUUGACCAGUUAAGGAAAAUUUUCAGUGAAGUUAGAGAUAAACCAGUAGAUAAAGAUAACCAGUGUCAAUUACAUAUAAAUUUAGCAUAACCACUUUUCCUAGUGUCAAGUCCUGGCCGGUUAUAGGGACGAGCACGUCGGGGAAGAAUCUGGAUCCAAGUGUGGCGAGCGUCCGUUCCACGGUCUCACAGGGUUAAAAUAGUCACGCGUGCAGCUCGGGUGUAUCUCUGUAAUGUGCGCUUAUUCCUUGGCAAAAUUCACUUCAUCGCUCAUUCGAGUACCAUUUUAUCUGAAGAGAUCAACUUCUUGCAACAAGAUCAUUUCAAAUUGGAUAUCAGACAUGAAAAGCACCGGCAAUCGUUCCCCGAACUUCACAGUCAGCCCUCAGUCUUCGCUUAUGGACCGCAAGGUGAAGAUAUGCAUAUCAGGACUUCAGGCCGGACAACCCAUCACUUUACACGCCUCAGUGGUAGGUGAUGCGAAUGAAAUCUUCGAAUCUCACGCACAUUAUGUUGCUAACACGGUAGGAGAGAUUGAUAAUUCAUGCGACAUUUCUCAUGGGGGAUCUUUCACUGGCUGUGAACAGAUGGGAUUUCUGUGGAGCAUGGCGCAAGCCCCAGGCCAGAAAAAAGGACUUCGACUGGCAAAGAAGGAUGUCACAAAGCCUUAUGCCAUUCAACUGAACUGCUUUAAUGGACAUCUAUCACCAGAGGAGGGAUUUGUGAAUAGCUUAACAAGGAACCAUCUACAGCCCAUAAUGAGUUCAUCCCUGGAGAAGUCCUACAUGGCUGAUGGAGUGCAGAGAAUUCCUGUGAGGCAGGGGAGGGUGCGUGGGACUUUGUUCUUACCUCCUGGAAAUGGGCCAUUUCCAGGUGUCAUAGAUCUGUUUGGAACAGCAGGAGGUUUAAUUGAGUUCAAAGCAUCUCUCCUUGCAUCUCAUGGGUUUGCAACACUCUCCCUCGCAUACUUUGCAUAUGAUGACCUUCCAAAGUACCUGCCUUACUGCGAACUUGAAUAUUUUGAGGAAGCAGCCGACUGGUUUGUAAAACAUCCUGCGGUUAUGUCGCAUGGAAUCGGUGUUAUGGGUGUCUCAAAAGGCGCAGAAAUAACAUUGAUGAUAGCUGCUCAUAGAAAGGAUAUUAUUAAAGCUGUUGUGCCAAUCUCUGCUUCACUUGUCAUCUCAGUUUCACCAUUCAAAGUCAAUGGACAGCUCACAGGUGUUUAUUAUGAUUUCACUAACGCAAAGAUGACUGCAGAUGGAGCAAUAAACUUGUGUGACUGUGUACCUGUGCAAGGACUUGACAAACUUGACCCUUCAGCCAUAAUCCCAGUGGAGAAAAUUGACUGUCCCAUAUUGGUUAUUUGUGGAGAGGAUGAUAAAAGUGUUUUAUCUUCUGAAAUGGCACAUGAGAUUUUCAAACGCAUGACUUCAAAUGGCAAAAGUGCAUUGUGCUCUGUCUUAAGUUAUCCUGGCACAGGGCACCUUAUUGAACCCCCCUUUGCACCUCUCUGUUAUGCCUCUUAUCACAAGAAUUUUAAGACAACUUUUGCUUGGGGAGGAAAUCCUAAGGACCAUUCACUGGCUCAAGAACAUUCCUGGCAGAAAAUAUUGGAAUUCUUCAGGAAGAAUCUUGGUCAAAGCCAGAUCAGUCACCUUUAGAUAACAGCAGUGAUAAUUACUGAUUAUACAAAGUCAUUGGUUAACAAGCUUCAUAAUUUAGCCUUCAAAUAAUCUGUUCAGAUGUAUCAAGCUUCAUAAUUUAGCCUUCAAAUGAUCAGCUAGAAUCUUUAUCAACUACACUGGUCUAAAAUCUUUUGCUUGCUUCUAAUAUUUGUCCCUGCAGUUACAACCCUUAGUGUGAUGCAACUUUCUCAGCAGAAAUGCGUGGCUUUAUGUAAAGGGGGCUUAUAUGGAGAGAGAGGGAAGGAAGGGGGGUAACAGUAGUUUGAAUAUUAAAAUUCCAAAUGAGUCAAAGCUCUUUUUGUGCAUGGAAUGACAGAGAAAAUGGUCUGUAUGGGGCUACAAGUCUGCUUAGCUGUUGUACACUUCUACAGGAGAAUAUUGAACAAAUUUAAAUAUAUUUAAAUUGAAUACUAAGAUUGGAUAGAAUUUAAUAGUUAUCAACAAUAAUAUUGUUAUCAGUAUUUAAAGAUCAGAUGAGAUUGUAAGAAGUUGUUCUGAUUAAACUUUUGGUCUUCACCGUAACAAACAUGUUUUUGUCUUGCAAUUUUUAUCGCCACAUUUUUUGUGAGGAUAUUAGAAAAUGAGAAAAAUAUAUUUGAUAGAGAAUGCUUUUGUUGUUACCUCAGCCUCAUGUUGAAGUGCAUACUAAUCAGAUUACCUUCAACACUUAUUUAACCAUUGACACCCGGAGCUUUUUGGGAAAAAACAAUUUUUGGAAUUUUGGACAUUUUCAGCAUUAGCUCCAGUCUACUCAGGAAGGCAAUUCCAACACAGCAGCAAGCCUUUCUUUCCACUAAACUCGCUUUUUAAGACAUUUUUGCAUGGGCAUGCGCACAAAUCAAAAUUUUUCUUUUAUUUAUUUAUUUUUUUACCUUUCCUUUUUCUCCUUUUCCUAUCUUUUUGCUGCAGCUGUGGACCUGCUUCCAGUUAAAGAAUUCACAAGAAAGCAUCAUCAAGACAGGAAAUUUUUGCCACAGAGUAGCCAAGUUUAGUUGAGGGAAAUUUUCCUCCCAUUUUUACACUCAAAUUUCUUGGCAUUUAUCAUGCAUAUUUCACACUCAAUUGACCCAAUUACUCUGAUCUGGGUAUCAUUGGAAAGAUCUUUUCCUCCUGCAGAACUCAAGUAUAGGUGAUGCCAAUUUUCAUCAAAGGUGAUGACAUCAAAAGUGGAACAAAAGCCAACCUUCAUCACAGCUGGUUAUGGACAGCACAGGUGCCAAUGAGUUAAAUUAUUAUGUACAUUGGGUUUGUAACAGUCAAAAUUCUUUUCCAAACUGGUUUAUUAAAAGCUGGGUCAUUUUGUAAUGCAAUUCAGAGAUUGUAUUGGCUAAGGCAUCAUGGUAUAUGAGCAAUUAUAAUCCUUCAAAUAGUUUCACUUAUAUGUGAUUGGUCUUAACACAUCAUGUGAGUGAAUAUGUGCCAAAUAAAACUGGGGAAUAUCCAAGUGAUAUUCCCCAAUUUUCAUGACUGCAUGUGUUGCAAAAAAUAUUUGAAAGAUAAUAGACACAAUAGCCUCCAUUUGGUGCAAAAACAUCCUUGGAUAUCUGUUCCUCAAUACUCGCAGUUGCUACUCAGAGCAGAUAAUGUCCACGGACAAAUAUCCAAGCACAUUUUCGCGCCAAAUGGAGGCUAUUGUUUAUUCAUACCAUGCUCUACAAAUAUGCUAAGGUUAUGAAUAACUCAGGGGGAAUUUUUAUUUUAUUUUAUUUUAGUUUUCUAUAUUUUGGGGGCCUCUUUUUUAAGGGGUUUCAUUAAGAGCCAGGUACUGGGCAAAUUGACUGGCUCUGAGAAUGAUUUUGCAUGCCUGAUUUAACCAUGUAGAGAACGAUUUUCUCUUUAAGAAGUUCAGUUCAAAAUAAUUUGCUACUUGUGAAAACCAGUUGCCCUGCUGCCGGCAAUACUAUACUAUUCUUCUCCUGCUUGUUAGAUAUGAGAUGAUUAUAGCCAACUUGGCAUUACCCACCUCGUUGGCUAUCUAUCAUCCCACAUCCAAUGCUCACUCUUGGAAUAACCAUUAAUUAUUACACUCUCACAAAAAAAUCUUCCAUUCACAUCAGUGUUAGGGUCAUCUUGCAGCCCCAUAUUGUGCAAUGUGUGGCAGCCAGUUACUGGACACAUGAUACUAGUCCAGUUCGGACCCUCUCUCUCUGUCACAUACAUGUAAUUCUACGUAGCAUUGCAUGCCCAGGGGGCACUCCCAUUUAAAAAGGACGGGGCUGCUCAUCAGAAAUUUCGACAAGAACCCCUAAAAGGUAUCAAGAUCCUGUUUUGAAGGCAUGGCUUGAAAUUUUUUUCACCCCUAAGAGGCACCAAUUCUCAAACACAACAUUGACUUUUUUCGGCUCAAAACCCUAAAAGGUACCACGAAAGCUCCUGCUGCGUACCUUUUUAGGCUGAACACCCCAGGAGGUACCAAAUCUGCUUUUUUAACCUCUUACAGUACAGUCAAGGCACGACAGGCACCCCCAACCUUGUUAUAUAGGAGUGCUCCCUGGACUGCAUGGCAGAGAGCCAGAACUGGACUAAGAUUACACACGUUUUUUUUAAGAUGGACACUAAAGAUUAUUGAGGGCAACAAAAAAAUUAUUGCAAGGCACAUUUAGGAACAAAAUGGCUUAUUUGUAGUGUCUGUAUAGCCUGAUGCAAACACAAGGGAUAGUUUAGGAAAAUUGAAUGUGUAUAAAAACUUGAGCCAUAAGUAAGCAUCGCAUUUACCAUUGAUAGUUUUGAAUUCCCCCAAACUUUCUCUCUUGUAGGUUAUAUGCACAGCAGUUAGCCACUUUCUAGUUCUCAAAAAGACAUCUUAGCCUAAAC
Messenger RNA from Orbicella faveolata, 4612 nucleotides. RefSeq names its product acyl-coenzyme A thioesterase 5-like. Gene Ontology annotation, biological process: acyl-CoA metabolic process; fatty acid metabolic process. The record is from RefSeq and is a predicted model, not a curated record. NCBI's taxonomy places the organism in Eukaryota, Metazoa, Cnidaria, Anthozoa, Scleractinia, Merulinidae. Gene Ontology annotation, molecular function: fatty acyl-CoA hydrolase activity.